CAACAUUGCAUCUUAAUGAAAAACCUUCAAAGAAAACCAAUGACAUCAAACACAGAAGACAGAUACUUCAAAGUGUCUUAUCCUAAAUACAAACUAGGUGAAGAAAUUGUGUGAAAGAUGCCUGUUAUGCCUACUUAUGUUGAAGUCUUCAAAACAAGAAUGCCAAGAGUUGCUCUAAGUUUGAUUCAAGAAAAGACAGGGAAAAUUUAUGUAAAAUAUUCAGGUCCACCAGAAUUUCGUGAAUUUGGUCAUGACCCAGGGAUCAUAAAAGAAUUUUUUGAAGUGGCCCUGAAAGGAUUACAAGGUGGUGUUGGUCCAGGCAAUCUUGAUGGAAAGACACAGCAGGACGAGGAUUUGGAUCAAAACUUGGUGAAUGAAUUUUUGCAGCUAGAUUUGUUGAGUUUUGAUACUGUUCACAAAAGAAAAAUGAUAACAGCAGCAGUAUGUGGUACAGGUAAAUGUAUAUUAUUCAUUUUUUAUAUAACUACAAGUAUUGAAUUUUUCAAAUUAGAGAAAGCAACAGUAAAAAUUUUUUAUUUGUUGAAUCUAUGAAGAUACAAAUAAAUUGCUAGAUGUCUGUAAAUUGUUUUCCAAUUUUUUCUAGCAAUUGAACAAUUUUAUUAUACUCAAACACUGCUCAGUAAAGCUAAAUUCAUAAUAAGAUCUGAGAUUAAUAAAUUGGCAAAUCUGAAUAGAAGAUAUGAAUCUCUGUGACAUAAUGUUUUAUGUUUUACUGCAAUAUCUCAGGAAAAAUAUUCCCAUACUUCUUUUAAAAAAUAUUUUUACAUUUCUCCGAAAUUUUUACAACUUUCCACAUUGAUUAAAACAAAUUUACAAGGGCGCUUAAAAAGUGGAUCCUGGAACACAAAACCAAGCUAGUGGCCAAUUGAAGUGGAUUUCCGGACACCAUUCAAAAUUCCAAAGUUGACAGUUAACCAGCUUGACAUUAUUCUCAAAGGCUACAGAAGUUACAUAGCUGGAAAACAGCUGGAGACAAAUGGGGAUAAUUAUCAAUCAGAUGAAGAGUUUGUGGUGGACACAGAAGCAAUGGACAUGGCAAUUGUUGAAAGCAUUAAAGAGAAUAUUGAGGUUAAAAAUAUUCUCUACUUUUUGCAAAAACUAAUUUGAAUAUUUCAUGUCAUUGAGAAUUGUAAAUAAUAUUAUCUUUGCAAACUGGGGUGCGAGUUUUCUUUUCAUCACGAAGGAUGGAUCCUUUCUAAUCUUUGACCACUACUUAUUUUUUCAUAGAAACUUCAAGAAUGGAAUGAAGAGUCAAUUUGUAUAUUUUUUGCAUCAGCAUCCCGUAUAACAAAUUGGCAAUUAUUGAGAGAAAUCUUUUCUAACGAAUCUCCAAUAGUCUACAAGAGAAUUGAAGUUUCAAAUCAUGGGAAAAGUAUUGAACCAUGGUAAAAAUAAUUCUAGUUUUCAAUUGUUGAAUUAUUCUUCAAUUAAAUUAAGUAGUUCAGGAAAUAGACCUUUCUCAAGCAUACUAAACUUUCAAAAACCAUGCUGGGCUCAGGGGCAGGUGCAAUGCUUGGGCCCUUUCUUCCCAGAGGCAGUGCUAUGGCAGGUGUGGGGCGUGUGAUACCUUCAAGAGUUAAAAAUCGACUCUUUACUCUGCAGAUUCAGCAUUUUUGGUGAUUAGGCUAGUGAACAGGGGAGGCGGUCCCUUCUUUUUCAACAUUAUAGCAUACUUUCAUUUAAUUUGAUAGAAAAAUCUCCUACUCUGCAACCUGAGACUUGACACCCCCUGUUCCUACCCAAUUUUUUUCUAGCAAUUUUUCUAGCACCACUUCUGUUUCUACCCAAAGUAAUAAAACGUAAAUGCAUAAAAUUUGGAUAUUAAAUCCAUAAAAUAGUCUCUAUUCACUUUAAUUUUAUAUUUGCUAAGCAUUGUAAAACUUUUCUAGGACUUAUAUGAAUUGUUAUUACCAUUUCAAUAAGAGUCAUGCUCUUAAGAGAGACAGUUUAAUCAUCAGCGGCAAUUACCCGUUGCUUCCCUUUCAGUGGACCUUAAACUUUUGAAGUAACAUCAUAAGUUAUUACCUGUUCAAUAAAUUUUAUUCAGAGUCAGGAUUUUGAAGGCUUCUUGAUGAAUUAUUUCAAGCAACUAAUAAUGUUGCAAAAAAAAGACUGGUGUUUUUCAGGUACUGGCACUUAGUUCCUCUGAGGGAUCAAGGGCUGGAACCUGUUAAUGUCAUCGGGGAUGGAAACUGUUGCUACAGAGCCAUAGCAGUCCAUUUGUCUAAGGAUGAAAAACAGUGGGCACACGUUAAGUUUGAAUGCUUAAAAUAUGGCAUUUUGAAUCUGGAUACAAUCAUUGCAAAGGUUUCAAGGGCUGGAUCAAGGGCUGGAACCUGUUAAUGUCAUCAGGGAUGGAAACUGUUGCUACAGAGCCAUAGCAGUCCAUUUCUCUAAGGAUGAAAAACAGUGGGCACACGUUAAGUUUGAAUGCUUAAAAUAUGGCAUUUUGAAUCUGGAUACAAUCAUUGCAAAGGUUUCAAGGGCUGGAUCAAGGGCUGGAACCUGUUAAUGUCACGGAGGAUGGAAACUGUUGCUACAGAGCCAUAGCAGUCCAUUUCUCUAAGGAUGAAAAACAGUGGGCACACGUUAAGUUUGAAUGCUUAAAAUAUGGCAUUUUGAAUCUGGAUACAAUCAUUGCAAAGGUUUCAAGGGCUGGAUCAAGGGCUGGAACCUGUUAAUGUCAUUGAGGAUGGAAACUGUUUCUACAGAGCCAUCGCAGUCCAUUUGUCUAAGGAUAAAAAACAGUGGGCACACGUUAAGUUUGAAUGCUUAAAAUAUGGCAUUUUGAAUCUGGAUACAAUCAUUGCAAAGGUUUCAAGGGCUGGAUCAAGGGCUGGGAACCUGUUAAUGUCAUUGAGGAUGGAAACUGUUUCUACAGAGCCAUCGCAGUCCAUUUGUCUAAGGAUGAAAAACAGUGGACACACAUUAAGUUUGAAUGCUUAAAAUAUGGCAUUUUGAAUCUGGAUACAAUCAUUGCAAAGGUUUCAAGGGUUGGAUCAAGGGCUGGAACCUGUUAAUGUCAUUGAGGAUGGAAACUGUUUCUACAGAGCCAUCGCAGUCCAUUUGUCUAAGGAUGAAAAACAGUGGGCACACAUUAAGUUUGAAUGCUUAAAAUAUGGCAUUUUGAAUCUGGAUACAAUCAUUGCAAAGGUUUGUCUGAUAUUGCAAAAUCUUUUCCCAAAGUCAUUGGCAGUCAGUAUGGGGUAUAGGAUAGAAAAGGGGGAUGGUUGCCCCUCCUAGAGAUACAAAAAGUUCCAUUUUACUUUAUACUUUUUAAACCAAUAAAAGUUUAGUAGUUUUCAAGAGAGCACAUUCUGCAAAUUGUAAACCCCAACUUCAAAUUAUAUUGUUCAUUUGUUUAACAUUUUAAUCAAUAACACCUACACAACUACAUUCAGUUUGCUAUCUGUGAGGAAAAAUAUUCUGUGCUUAAAAGAAUAUUUAGUGAGAAACUUGAAUCUCUAAUAAAGAAUACUCUGAUCACUUAUCUCAAUAAUUGCAAAAUAGAGAGAGGUUUUUUUCAAUUACUAUUUCAUUUCAUCCAUUAUAUAUAGCCUCUAAUGUAGAAAAUAUAUACACGAGUUAAUCUGCUAUGAACUGUUAAUUUACAAAGAUAAACUGCUAUGAACUUAAAUGAGCUUACAAACACUUUUUAGCUCAUCGAGAUAUUUCCAGAGAGGGCAAUGUUGCAGGCAUUCAUGGCCGAAAUCAGCAAUGAUGAAGAUUCACACCAGGAUUCUAAAAAGCAUCUGAAAAAAUGUUUGAAAGAUGAGCUCAAGAAUUCUUUGCAGAAUGGGAGAUAUAGUUGUAAAUAUAAUUAGUUAUUAUUUCAAAUUUGAAAAUUGAACUUGUUUCGUUUUGGAAAGACUACGUUAAAUAUCUGAUUUAUGUAAAACCUAAAAUGAUUAUAUGGCAAUAUUAGCCAUAAUAUAGGCAGUUAUUUAUAAUUUAUAUAUGGAAAAUUACUUGAAAUUUAUUAGUUCUGUGAUAUGAGACCAACGCUCAAUAGAGUUUGAGGUUUAGGGACAGUGGAAUACCCCCAUUUACUUUGGGAUCUCUAUGGGUGACAUUUUUCUCUUCUUCUUUAUUGAGUUUUUGUCAUAACAGACAAAAAUACAAAAUAGGCAUUCAAACCUUUAUGAUAUGGACACUCACAAGAUCUUGAUAAUAAUUGUCUGUCGCCUUCUGUAUAAUCUCUAUUAUCAUCCUAUCCCACACCACACCAAUUUCUUUCACUGCUUCCACCUGUAGACACAUCCUUUCAAUCUUUUUGUUAUCCUCCUCCAGUGAUAGUCCUUCACGAGUACUCACAACAUGAUAAUACAAAUUUAUAAAUUACAAUUUGUUCCUUCAACAUUCCUUUCUUGUUCUAUAGCAUUGCUUCACGUCAUUCUGGCAACUGGUGCUUUCAGUACCAAAAUCAUGAGCUUGUCCCAACAACCAGACUUUUCUGUUGUCCAUAUAGGAACUGUCAUACAUGAAAAACGAAAAGAGUAACAUUAAUCAUCAGUUUGAUAUUUAGCAUGUGAUUAAAAAUAUUAAAAAGAAAUUAGUUUUGCUAGCAAAAAAAGCGCUUCAGAUUUGAAUGGUUGGAUGAAAUCGAUAAUAAAUCACUUUUGGUGGUCUUGUGCGACAUGCAACAAAGAUCCUUAUAUUCUUCUCGAAAAAUGGUUAAAUAUCUUAUACCAUAUAAGGAACAUACACAGAUGGGAAGAUGCAAUCAUUUAUAAACGGUGUGCACAUGCAAAGCUGUCCAAAAAAGAUUGGAAAAAAAUUGGUUAAAAGAAGGGUCACCUGCUUAUGUCGCACUCGAAUUGGUCAUUAAGGACAGAGAUCUGCUAAGAGUGACACUAGUCACACUGGGCAAAUUGAGGUCUAUCAUUCCGUUUAUAAUAAAUAUUAUCCCAAAAGGCUGCACUUUGGUUUCGAGGGAAUGAUUGCUAGGUCGGAACUUGCAGUAUUGAACCAUAACGCUGGGACAGAAUGCAGACAUGCCAAAACUCGGGACGAUGAAUAUUGGCACAAGUUGUCCUUUUCAAAAGUUACGCAAAACUGGGCAGUGAAAAAAAUUCCUGAAAAGAAAGACAAAUCAUAGUUUUUUUUAGAAAAUAUAAUAUUCCCAAGUGAUGGCUGGGUGAUUUGUUUGUGCAAAAUGUCAGGCAACUUAAAUCUUAAAAUAUUUCCUUGUGCAUCCCUGGCAAUCGGUAGUUAAUCAUUGAUAUCAAUACCAUUCCCAAGGUCCACAGUGCCUCUGUACCUUUUGCCAUCCCAUUUUGUGUGCUUUCUAAUUGCCAUUUAAUCCAGCAUUAGUGAACAUACUACCUUAUUACCCUUUUCUCUUGCAGAGAUUACAGAUUCAGGAAGUGCAAUGAAAGCUGGCUCAGUGAAUUCUGGCUCUGCUGGUACUUUACUAUACCAUUUGUGCUUGAUGUGGUAGAGCUAGGUUGCAGGUCUUCCUUACCAAUUCAUAUGCUUUUUAAGAAUAGAACUGCAGGGUCAUAGCAAAUGAGCACAGUUCUUCUGGGUACUUCUGGGUUCCUUUUUUCCAGAAGCAAGCCUUUUCAUAAGAAACAGAGAUGUUCCUGAAAAUGACUCACAAAGAAUGUCUUCACAGCUAGAAAAUAUUAAGUUCUUGUCCUAUAACACAUUCAAUGACUUAGUGUUAUUUUUCUGGAUUCUUAGGGCAGAGAUUAUGAAGACACCAUGAUGACCUUUUAUAUUUAUAUGCAGCCCCAGGGAGUGGCUGUCUCUAAAAUAUAUCUUUUCUCCUGGAGCUCUUUCUCAUAAUUAACUACAAUUCUUGCUGCAGUAUCUACUACACCUAUAUGUGUGUGUUUCCGUUAUAACCUUAUAUGCAUAAUGACCUUUGCACUUACCACGUGCUACUGUUCUCUUAAUUGCAGACGUAAUACCAAAACUUAACUUCACAACAUACUCCUCCGGUUGAUUUACCCAGUAAAUCCUGAUCCAAGUCCAAAUAUUCUAAGGGGUUUGUAACAAUUACUUAUAUGCUCCAAUGCAAUGCGUUUCUGAUUUCCAAUGUGUUGUACGAUUAACUAUUUGCACCUAAUUACGUUAUGAAUACUUGUCCAGCAUUGUGAUCCGUAGUGAUCAUGCGCAACCAACCAAGCUAUCCUGGUUGCUGUCUCGAAUAUGCUGAUUCAUUAAUUCAACUAUCUAUUAAAUCCUAAUACAUUGAAAAAAAUUCUACCAUUGAUCUAAAGUUCUAUAACGUUUGGGCCUGAUGUACCUCUAAUAACAUCACCAAUGAUUAUAUCAUACAAAUAAUCAUUGCCAAUAAGCAAAUCAAUGCACCUAUUUUGCUCGCUUAGCCUCUCGUCUGCUAGAUUAAGGCCUAACAGAUGCUUUUACUUGCUUACGUCUAUGCACGUAUUUAAAGGCGAGAAAAUAGACUGAUAGCUUAUUGUGCUUAUCAAAAUUGGCGUCUCAUCUAUUCCUGUAUCUAAAUUUAACUUUACGAUGUCACAUUUCUUGUGUACUGAUUUCUCAGUACAAAUGUAUUCAAAUUUAUUUUUUCCUGUCUUUCGAUUUCCAGAUUCAAUUUUCGUCUGACUUCUUCAGAGCUGUAGCUUCGUUGGCUCCCACUUUCAAAGAAAACAUUGAUUUCCAUCCUCUGAGCCUUGUCUGCCCCAUAAACAUACGCAGUGGCCCUCUGCAGCAAAACUUCUUGUUUUCCUUUGACACUGGUAGUUAUUUUUUUUACUCCCUUCGUUUGUUUUGCUCCUUUGUAGCAAAUUCAUUUGUGAUGAAAAUUUCUGCCACAUUUUUUGCAAUUGCGACUUUCCCGACACUUUUUUGUCAUAUGUUCAAAUUUCAAGCAGGAAAAACAUUGUUUAGUCUCCAGUAGGAACUUUUUUCUAUCCGUUAUUUCCUGGACUUCUUUGCAGCUUGACAGAGAAUGUGCAUGUCCACAAAAGCAUUUUCUUUUUUCGGCAAAAAUGUCUUGGUAGUGCCUUGUGGUGAUUUUGGUUGAUAUCCUAAUGGUUUGUCACAUUUCUUUUUGACGAGCUUGAUGUUAUCACUCAAUUUCCUAGCUUCAAUUUCCUUUCUGACAAUCUCCAAUAUUUCUUUAAUCGGUCACACUUCCUCGGUCAUUUUUCUUGCAACAUCCAACGUAAUUUCUCGCGGCAUUCUUGCCACAAGGAUGGGUACUAACAAACUGCCAUACCUUGCAGAACUCUUACCAAGGGCUUCAAGCCCCCUUGCAUGUACAGUUAUGUUGUUGUAAAUGAAACACAAUUGCUUCUCGUUCUCGUUUUGGGCAGUUUUGUAGCCCAAGGAGAGCCUGCAUGUGCGUUGAGAUUUUUUGUUGUUUAUUCUCAUGUUUUAUUUUUCUCACGUUUCACGUUUAUUGCCAAAUCUCGCCUUUAAAAUUUCGACCGGAUUGAAAUGAUUUUGUUCCGUCAGUUCAAUUCCUGAUACUGCACGGUAUGCUGGACCCUCCAACAAAUUCACCAAGUAGUUGACCUCAUCAACCACAAUUAUGCCUUCGUUUUUAUCUAUUGCAUUUUCAAAACUCUACCAAAAGGACAUAAAACAUGUAAUAUCUCCUUUAAAUCAUGGGAGCGUUAUUUUUGGCAGGCAAAUGGCAACAGAACCCAUGGUAACCCCGCUUGUGCUGAGACCAUGGUCGUUGUUUGUUGCUCCUUGAACGUUGUCACCUUCUCUUGAAGGCAUUGAUAUAAUAACUUGUGUUGUUCCACUCCCAACUCCGAAUGCAUUGGUCUGAGAGUAUAUACCGUCUUUGAAUGCUUGAAUUCUUCCCAGAAUUUCAUCGAUUCUGAAAUUCAGCUCCAGUGUUUCAUCAACUUAUUUUUCGAUGUUGGCGACUGGACAUAAUUCCACCAUCUUUUCAUUUAGUCUGUUCACGUAUGCUUGUUUUUCUCGAUGAGACUUUUGUAUCGUUUCUGAACGAAUCACCUUCUCAACUUGUUCUCCAUCAUCAUUAAUUAGUUCUUCAAGAAGAGCUGUGGAGCUGUGGCUUCGUAAUGGAGAUUCUAUCUCCUCCUCGUAUGGCUAACAAUUUCUUUAAAGGAGAAGUCCGGGAUAUUUACGAUGUACAGUAGAAAGGGGUAAUUAAAGUUGAAAAAAGUCAUCCUGAAAGAAUUUUUGGCUAUGGUAUAUUAAUUUCGAGUAAUUGUGCAAUUAUUCGUUCUUUGCGUGAAAAUUUUCAGAUCUCUUUCAUUUCCGAGAAUUAAUCCCCCUAUUGUGACGUUAAAGAUGAUCACUGCAUUUGCAUGCGAUCACCAAACAGUAUUAAAAACGUGUCUUGAAUUUAUUCUGUCACUCGUAUUUCAUUCCAUUUCAAACAUUUAAAAGCUGAAAAUGCUACACUGGAGUGCAUACAACUGUUUAGCAGACAGUAGAAAAAGGAAAGGGGAUGAAGACACAGUAGCAUCUUAACACGUAACAAGACUGGGACGAGUAGGAAUCCCCCAUGAUGGCAUGGGCUGCGAAAUAUACUGACUUCACAACAGUGAUGUCUUCAGUUUACUUUUCAAUGUAGUUAUUUUAACAUGAGCUUUGUCUAGUUCUUUUGGUCAUUAAUUAUGUUCCUAUUUUUUUUGCAAGGAGGAGUUGGCAGAUUUUCUGAUUGCUCAGGGUCAGUUGGCUCUGGGUCAAUUGGCUCAGGGUUAACUGACUCUGGGUCGAUUGGCUAUCUGUUAGCUGGUACCUUUCUUUUUCUGUUUGUCUAGAAAUGAUAUAAAAUGAUUUAAAAAAUGAUCAAAAUUUUCAGAAAGGAUUUGACUUUCAGAUGAGCAGUCAUCAAUCAAUAUCAUAAAAUCAACAUUCAAUGGAAAUGAGAAAGUUAACUUCAUCUUAUCAUCUCCAUUGAUAAGAUAUCUUUUACCAUCAGGUUGCCAUAGGUGAACAGGAGUACAGAGACCUGGAAAGUGGAGACUCUGAUUUAUCUAUAGACUCGCUAUGAUAUUAUUGGCUCUACUUGAAAGAGUACAAAUGGAUAUCUCUUCCAUCGAGGUAUAUUAUUCUUGCAGUACACCAAUUACUUAUCAAUCUUUAAUUUGCUAAGACCCCUCUAUUUGAGUUCAAUUUGAAUAGUAUAUUUUAGUUCAUUAAUACUUCAUUCAUUCAAUUUCCAAUUUGAAAACACUGCAAUGACUUAAUAAAUGUUAAUUCUACAGCUUUAACAACAACCAGAGGGAAUAAGCACCCAAAGGGUCUGCUGCUCAUGCAAGGGAACUUGUAAAAGAGGAUGCCCAUGCCAAAAGUCCUUGGAACACCCUGAGAUUUCUGCAAAUUCACGUGUUCCUUUCUAUUUCCAUGUCAACAAGGAGGGUGUUGCCCCCCUUCCCCCGCAUACAAUGUUGAUUCGCUAGCUGAAAACCAAAGCUAUGUAAAAAUGUAUCACUUGUACAUGUAGAAUUAUUCAUAUUUCCGUGGCACAACAUUGUACAAGGGGGGAGGGGAUCUUGCAGCUCUUGCACAACGUAAAUUGUAGCGAGUGUUCUAAGACUUUUGGCAGGCAUUGUCGGAUUUUUAUACAUCAAACUGAAAGGUAUAAACCCGCAACUUUUUCCGAACAUAGGGUAAUCGAGGGCGCUGAUUUCAUUGCCGAUGACGAAACAACUGUUUUUAACACCUUAUUGUGAUAAUGGUAGGGGGUUGCAUUUUUCUCUAUUUCAAGUGGGGUUCCAUUAUCUUUAUGUUAUAAUUUGUAUUUGUUUACGGUUUCUUAUGGCAUCUAUUAAAGCAAUUCAACAGGAGAUGAAACUCUCUAGCAACACAUAUAAACAAUAAGUAAACAGGCUACACCUUCUCUUUGUUUAUAUCUUCCAAUUGACACAUCCCUACGUAAAGGGCCAAGACCGUCAUUUACGUCAAAUACUUCACAGUUAGCUUCCAUUGAUUUUUCAGUAACAAAUGGAUUAGAAAACAAAACAGAGUGACGUGCAUUCAUAAGCAAUUGUGUUGAAAUGAAAUGUAUAUAAAUUCAAGUCCAUUGCAACCUUAGCAAGAAUCGAGAAGGUGCAAUGGUGUUCCGUGGCAAAAUCAACUCAAAAACGAGAGCCUAUGCAUAUUAUUUGCGAGUUGAAGGCUCUUUAUCAUAUCGAGAAAUUUCGAAAAAAUGUCAUAUAUCGCCGUCAAGUGUUGUUUGCAUAUGCAAGGAAGCUUUGGCCAUAAAAAAGCAAAAAAAGACAACGGGCCGACCACCAAUUAUGAGCAGAAGAGAAAAGCAGCGAUUCAUAAGGACAUUCCAGCAGCUAAGGAAUGAAAAUGCCAACGUAACUGUACAUGAUGUUGCAAAAGAAUGCAGUGUAACCAAAGUCAGUUACAGAACCCUGGUGCGAUUAAUGAACGAAAAUGGAUAUAGAUGCUUACAACCACAACAAAAAGGUUUGCUGUCAGAAAAAGACAGAAGGAGGAGGCAAUGUUAUACCAGGCAAGCAAUUCAAAAAUAUGAUCGGAAAUUCUGGACAGACGACGUCCUUCUCUAUUUGGAUGGUGUUUCUUUCGUUCACAAACGUAACCCCUAUAGAGACGCUUUGACGCCAAAAGGGAGAAUUUGGAGAAGAUCCAAUGAAGCUCUCAAGCACACCACAAAGGGGUCCAAAAGCUUACCUGAAGGGCAGAGACUCCAUCUUCUAGUUGGUGUUGGGUUCACAAAUGGCGUUGUCAUUGCAGAAGAAUAUCAAAAAUUCAAGGCAGAAUGGUUUGCAAGAUUUGUUCACAAAACUUUACAUCCUACACUAAUUGAAAUCAAAUCAAAGGAGAAAGAAAAGCUAUUUUUUUUAAUGGACAAUGAUCCAAAUCAGAGGAGCAAACUCGCUACCGAUGCGUUACACGAUGUAGGGGCAGAGCUCAUAGAAAUACCCCCAAGAUCACCCGAUUUGAAUCCGAUUGAAAAUAUUUUCAACAAGGUUAAGUCUCAGUUGGUAAAAGUCUCAUUAUAUUUGAAGAUCGAAAAAGAGAGUUUCGAAGAAUUCUGUGUUAGGGUUUUGCAGACACUUUUCAAUUUCGAUUCCUCCAUCAUCGAUCGUACGGUAGCAACGAUGCAUGAUCGUCUUAAAAUUAUAGCCAAAAAUGGAGGGUAUCGAACCAAGUAUUGACUGCUGUAACACUGACUAGUAAUUAAAGAAACUAUUUUUGAUGCUGUUUUUACCAUAACUUUCACUUAAUUAUGUGCCCAAUUUUGUAGUUAUAGUUAAUAAAUGUUUUGCUAUGUAUAUUAGUAAAUGUAAAUUUACAUAUGAAUAUAAAUUUACAUGUGUCUUCUUUGUACCUAAUAAUUCUACUGUUACUUGCUAUAUUGGAGAAAUAUGCUAUUCGUAUAAAAGGUUAUGCAAUAAGAAUGCCUCUUCCUAGCAACGAGGCUACCAAUUACAACAAAGACAAGACAACAUCUUGGCAGAUGGAUUGACGGUCUACACAACGGUCUACAAACUUUCAGGGAAUCAAAAUAAUUUCAUUUGAGAUAAUGUGGAGAUAAUAAAUACACAAAGGAUAGCUUUCUGUAAAGGAAGUUUGCCUGCAAAAAGUCGAAAACGUUUACACGACGAGUGCCUGGAAAUAAAGGAAAAUGUUCACGAUCUACGCUGUUUAUGAAAAGGAUUUGAUCUUGGCUCAUAUUUCUCAUUCAAAAUGUGUAGACCGUGGAAAGAUUUGUUAAAUUUGCUAAAUAUAUUGGCUGUUGGACAGAAAACGCACAACCAACGUACAUAGGCAAACAUUCCGCAAAUUUUGGUUACCUUUACUAGCAAAAUGCUUCAUAGAAUAUGGAGAAUUCUGAAUAAAAGAAAGUGUAGACCGUUGUGUAGAUUGUUGCGAGUCAUCAUCAAGUUUUUCUACGGAGCACAAAACUGCGAAGGAUAGUCAUGUGAUGAUCGACAUGUCAGUGAAGGAGCAUUGUUGCAAAACAAUGUCCAAAGGAAGGAACAGUUUUCUGGCAUUCCAAAUCAAAUUGAUGCCUGAAAGAAAAAAUACGCCAUCGAACAUUCAUCAUCUCUGUUUCUCGGUCGUCUAUAAUGGAACCCUUGACAAAAGAUAUUGGGGCUUUUGCUGUUGCAAAGAUUGGCGUGUCUCUGCAGAAUUCAAUGUCCUGGUUGUAUGUUGUUUUUGGUGCAGCAAAAUGGACAACAUGGCCUUCCAACAAGAACAACAUGUCAUGCCAUGGCAGUAUGACAGGCGACCACCUGAAGUCAUUUAAAAAGAUCACUUCUUUAUUCUCAACACCAUUGUAGAGCUGGCAAUGCGAAACAAUUGGGGAUCAUCUGAAGUACCCAUUUGAUCCAUCGAAUCCCACUUGCUGGCUAUUUACCGCCCAGAAGCAAUUUUGCCUACUGGUUUGAGGAAAGCUUGGCAAAAACAACUGCAAGGUUAUCCCAUCUUGUGUUUGGAGUACCAGAGACAAGUUUCCUGAUGCAAAUGGAAAUUAUACUGGAUUUUUAUUUGUGGAGUUCAAUCUUUACAUUUCCCUAUUGGGUUGAUCCGGUUUUUUUCAUUUGCUUUUAAUUUUUUUCAUUUCCAAUUUCUUUAUCUUAAUGUUCAGUUUGCUAAUUAUACUACAGUGUAUAACUAAUACAAUAACAUGAAAAUUAGGACAUAUAUUGUGGUAUUUCAUAUUUCGCUUUGUUCAUGUUUGUACGCUUUACUUGAGCUUUUACAAGUUCAGAAGUGGAUGGCGCUGGUGUUGAUGCAAUAUUUGGUGGAAACAGCUUUGCUGACUUUCUUGACACUCCAGUUUGAUAAACAGUAUUUUUGUCUAUGUGGCAUCUCCAUAAAGUUGUUGAAAUGAAACCUGAGAAUAAAAACCAAAUACAGUUUGAGAGCUUAGUGUAAAUGAAAGUUACAACAAUAUAAGCUUGAAAAUAAAAGUUGCAACUUCAAAUUGUACAUUUGUUUACACCAUAGUAAAUAUUUACUAUAUAUAGAAUAAUGUAAAGAAUUACUGUUCACCUGACUGUUGUGAAGUGCUCAAAACCAUAUAGACAGAGCUGGACAUAUUUAGGAAAAAACAAUAUGGUUCCAGUGACUAUACUGAAUUUCAUGCUUAAUGCAAUCACCAGGCAAAAAAAGGAGUUAAUAAUAAUGAAAUCUUUCAGAACUUUUAUAAUUUAGAUACACCUCCUAAUGUGAAACUUUCUCUUGUACCUCUUUUAGGUCACCAAGGCUUAUAACAGAUCACAGAGGCAGUACUGGCUUUAUUUGCAGGCUCUUGAAAAGUUACAAGACAUGAUGUCCAAUUAGUGAAACUGAUAAACAAAAUUCUUCUCCAAAUUAUCAAAGGAGACAAAUCGUAUAAAGACAUGCUUCUAUAAGCAAAUAGAUCUGGAACAAUAGAAAAUGCCACGUUGGACACUUUCACAGGGCAUGCUAGUGCAUUAUUAAAGGGCAUGCAAUAUCUGUAUCUAAAGAUGGUUCUAGAAGGCCCCGUGUUUUACCUGAAUUGCAUUCAUUGUACAUAAGGUGCCUUCUUUUUUAAUUGUUUCAUUGAGGAAACUUCUCAAUUUUUUUUAAUUUUCAAAAUUUCUUGAGUGCUGAAAUAAAUUGCUCCUUACCUACUUAAGGUAUGAAUACGCAAUCAUUUUUGGAUGUCAGCAAUUUAGUAACGAGUGAAAGCCUUCUUGACAGCUUGUUUGCACAUCAGGUGACAACCUAGACAUAUCACCAAGUAAGGUUCCAUGCAAACCAAUGGCACAUAGUUUGUCAUAAGAUUCUGAACCUUUGAAGAAGAAGGAAAUAAUUAGUUUGAGAAUAAUAUGUAUAUAUUGUAUUAUGUAUAAUAUGUGAAUAUAAAAAGUAGGAAAAACCUAUGUUGUUACAAUUGUUUUCUUGUUAAAAUGAUUGCUUUUUCAAUUGCUGCUAUAUUUCCUAAAAGUUAGAAAAAUUUUUAGAUACCCGUGGUAGAACAAUUAUUGGAACUAGAACCAAAAAAGUAUAGAUCCCAUGUGUGAAUACAAAUGAAAAUUUGCAAGUCGAAUUUGCAUUUUCAAGCUAUCAGAGAGUUUUCGAUUCAAGACAACUCAAUUGAAGACGGCUCAUGGAGGUCUCGGUACUAACUGAGUUGAGGCUCCCUCUUCCGCGGGUUCAAUUUAAGUUACGAAUGAGGAAGACGACUUAUAAUAGGCGCCAAAAUUGACUUUAUAUCGAAAAUGGGGGAGGAAAUGUUAGUUCUCAUGCAGGACGACAGGGAGAUCAAUGAUGACGAGUUUCUUGUCGUUCAUAAAGCAAAUAGACACGGGUAUUUGCAUGUUGGACUUCCAUAUUGGAAAUAUGAAUGUUUUAAUCUGGAUGUGAUGCGAGAGGCUGAGUGUGAGGUUGAGUUUCGGUUUAAGAAACAAGACGUAGCUAGGCGCGCUGCUGCAUUACACCUUUCAGAUGUUUUUAAGUGCUCAAAUGGGGUGGAAGUGGGGCCAGUUGAAGCACUGUGUGUUUGCCUCAAACGUUUUGCAUGCCCAUGCAGACCUGAUACCAAGGUUUGGAAGAUCCGUGUCUCAACUCUGCAUGAUAAAUAGCCUUGUGGUUAAUUUUUUAUAUGAUUCAUUUGCUGACCGGCUUCUAAACCUGAACCAGCCAUGGCUUUCCCCACAACACCUGCAGAUGUAUGCACAUGCUAUUCACAACAAAGGUGCUGCAUUGGAUAACUGCUGGUGAUUCAUUGAUGGCACAGUUAGACCGAUCUGUAGGCCCAAGGACAACCAGAGGGCAGUUUACAAUGAACACAAACGGGUUCAUGCCCUUAAGGUCCAGUCAGUUGUGACUCCUAAUGGCCUUAUUGCAAAUCUUGUUGGUCUAGUUGAGGAAAGACGACAUGAUAGGUCCAGUUGAGGAAAGAAGACAUGAUAGUGGCAUGUUAACCCUUUCAUGCCUGGAAGGGCCAUAUGGCCCAUACAUCAUAAAACCUCGAAAAAGACGUUUUUAUAAUAGCUUUCCUUGGGGGCCUGCACAGGCCACUCGGCCCAUUUAUGCUGCCAUUAUGCUCAAAGUUUGGUGGCCCAUACAUGAAGUACUUGGGAAUAAAAACCAUUAGUUUGGUGCAGUGGUCAGGAGGUGUGGUGUCGUGAAGUUUUGACAAUCUAUUUAAGGUAAGAAACGUUUGUUUUGCAUCAAAUAAAAAAUUCCUGGAUCUUAAUUUAUCUUUCUUAAUUACAUUUAAACUGUCUGUUUCAUUUGUAUGUUUCCUUGUGUUUAAUGCUUUAAAAGUAAUGAUUUAUUGACUGGGCCAUAUGGCCCUUCCAGGAACUCGAAGAUGUUGUUGUUGAGCUUAGGCCCUAAAGCAAGUAUUCUUUUUCUCUCUUUAGAACUUGAAUUAGCAGUAAAAAACUUAGGUUGAGUGUCACGAUCAAACUACUUUAUUUUUAACAUCAUAUAUUUUCAUAUUUAUCACAGUAACUAUGGAUACAUUAAUAGAAGAGCAUGAUGUGAAUGGCGAGGUCGAGCAUUGGGUGGUGUUGACACCAGGUUUAGAAUCCGAGGAUGAUAAUGACUCUGGUUCAGAAAGAUCAGAAUAUGGCUCAGAUGAUGAUGCUCCUUUAGCAGAUAUCAUACCCCUGGCAGGACUGGCAGGAAAGGGAGAAACAAAUGAGGAGCACACCUAUCGCUGGAGAAAAGGAAGACCACCAGCUGCAAAGAAUUUCAUUGAAAGGUGAUGAGGAGCUUCAUGGCUAUGAGAAUUUGAUUGCUCCCAUUGACUAUUUUCGAAAAAUUUUUGAUGAUGAAAUGGUUGCUCGAAUCGUUGAUGAAACAAACCUGUACUCUACAUAUGAUGUGAACAGAGGCUCAAUAUCAACAUGCCCUGAAGAAAUUGAACAUUUUCUUGGCAUUCUUUUACAAAUGUGUAUUGUACAAAUGCCAAGAUACCGAAUGUAUUGGCAGUCAUCCACAAGAUAUGAACAAGUGGCAAAUAUUAUGAGUAGAGAUCGCUUUGAGCUCAUCAAAAGGUUUCUUCACUUUGAAGAUAAUUCAAAUGCCCCAGACCCUAAGGAUCCCAAUAAAGAUAAGCUCUUCAAGGUGAGAAAGCUGUUUGAGAUGCUGAGGCAGAAUUGCUUGAAGGUGAAGCCUGAAGAGCAUAACUCUGUUGAUGAACAAAUAAUUCCAUUUAAAGGAACAAUCAGUGUUUGCCGGUAUUUACCAAAAAAGCCAAUGAAAUGGGGCUAUAAAGUAUUGUCAAGGAAUGGAGUCAGUGGAUUCUGUUAUGAUUUCAUUCUAGAUGGUGCACCAGAUCCUAGCAGAGAAGAAUUUGAUAGCAUCGGUUUUGUAUCCGGAGAUAUUGUGUUGAGACUCUGCUCUACCCUGCCAAGCCAAAUGAGCUACAAAGCCUAUUUUGACAAUUAUUUUACAUUCUUGGAAUUCUUGCAGAAAUUGAAAGAGUGGGGAAUAUGGGCUGUGGGAACAAUGAGGCAAGACCGCAUGAGAGGAUGUGAGUUGCAAGAAGAGAAGGUAUUGAAAAAGGAAGGAAAGGGCCUUUGAUGCUGCUGUUGACCUGAAUUCAGGCCUAGCCAUAGUGAGAUGGUUUGAGAGAGCUUAAUCCGUCAUCACUAAGAUGUGUUCUUGUAAGGGGGCUUUCCCCUGACAAAUUUUGACCUGUAAUUGUCUAAAGUAGAUAUUACAAAGCUUUAAUCUGCAGGACAUUCAAAUGUUAGGAUUUGUCUCAAUAAGUCAGAAAACUUUAUAUGCAUAAGUCAUUGUUUCCAUUACCUUUGCUCCCCAAAAAAAACACAAACAACCACAAUAUUAAACAGAGAAAAAAUUACCACUUUAUUCUUCAAUUAGAAAUGGAUAUCUCAGUUUGAUUUGUGUUUUCCCAAGUACCUCAAAAUACUGUUAAUAAAAAUACUGUAAAUACUGUUAAUAUACAACAAAAAUGAACUUAAAACUACUGUUUGUGAUUUUAUUGCUAAUUUGGAAGUAAUCUGUAAUCUGUAAAUUUAAAGUAAUUUACAAUAUCUCCAAAUACUGGACUGGAUGAACUGGUUGAAUGCCUGUUCUUCUGGAGAAAGGUUAGGUCUUCUGGCAAAUGGGCAUUGGAGAUGGACUCUGGACUCUGUGGGGAUAAGCUGGGUAUAUGUAUAAGCAUAAAGGCACAAUGCUUGGCCAGUUGGGGAAAAUGAAUGGUGUUCCAGAUCAUGCAAGAGACCUGACAUACUUUAAGAUUGGCCUAAGCGCAGUUGGAAAGAUCUACAGGGUGUGUGCAUUACUACGCAAUGUACUGACAUGUUUAUAUGGUAACACAACAUCCAAGUUUGUUGGUGUUGAUCCUCCAAGUCCCAUUAAUUUUUUUUGAGAUAAUUUUUAGGUGCUUAUUAAACGUUUGUUUAUUUUUUGUAUUACACAACUCAAGUGAAAGAAAAUUCCAAAAUUUAGCAAACUGAUAGAAAAUAAAUUUUUGACUAUAGUCUGUAGCUCCAAAAGGAAAGGAGACCAAACCCAAAGAGGAUUGACGAGUAUUGUGAUGGUGUAGUGAUCUCCAUUGAUGCAAUAAUGCCCUUCAUUGUCUCACUGUGAUUAACACCUUUCAUUACCUCCGUACCCAAAAUAACGUGAUCAACAACACUUUUGUAGCUUUCCUUAUCCUAUGUGUAUACGCCCAGUUUUGUAUUUAUUUACUUAGUCAGUAAAUUCAUCAAGAGGCAACAGUCAUGCAACAACUUUCUAGAUCUUCUUAUCAAAUGUAAUUGUAGGAACAUCAUUAUCAGCAGCCCUUUAAUGCUAUUGCUCACCUAUAUGAAAAUUAUAACCAUCCUAAAAUUAUGGUGAUAAUACCAACUCUGAGCUUAAAAAAGUCAUAUAAUGAAGUUUCCAAAAUUUCCAAAACGAGGCCGUACGUCGAAUUCGUGUAUGGAUCGACCAGACUAGAUAAACCUUUGACCCAUGUUUAAACUGAUAAGGCUCUUCAGCCAGAAUUGCUCGACACAGCAGCACAUCAUGUUCCAUUGUCCAUGUGAUUUUAGGCCUAUUCAUAAUAUUUAAUCCUCUUUUAUCCUUCAAAACUACACAAUAAGUGACAUAGAUUCAAAUAAGUUUUUUCGAAAUAAAGAUUGAAAAAAGUUCCAUAAGAUUAAAGUCAUGAUGUCACACGGAAGGGCAGAACUUGUUGCUGUCAUUCAAGAAAAUUUAGCAGAUAUUUUGUCAUGGAUUUCAACAAAAAGAACUUUAAAUAGAUAUACAAUUCUGUUCAGCAUAAAAAUGCUUCAAAAAGUCAUCUUUAGCUCAAUUUAAAAAACACUGGCACUUUAAAAAACAAAUUAUUUUUGAAACUUUUUCAAAAACGACCUUUGACCUUCAUGCUAUACGAAAUUUAUUACGAUUGAACUGAACAUUUGUAGUACAAUUGUUUGCACAUCUACAGUCAAUUCUUUCACAUUACUUUUUGUAUAUAAUGUGAAUAGUCCAUUCUCUCUACAGAUAACAGUUUUUUUAGACUCCCAGCCUCGUCCUCUUGUAGAGUGUUUUGGUUCCUGACAACUGGUAAAUUAACUCUACACCAGGUGGGCGAUUCUUUCACGUCUAAGAAGAGGCUCGAAAUUUCAAAAUAGGAGCUGAAAUACCUGUAGACAGGUUUUACUUUUGAAAACUAAUAAUAUGACUACCCAUUCCAUCAUGGAAAGGGCUGCAAAUCAUUUUAAGGGUCUUCUCAACAGUGUCAAAUCAAAAUUCCUUGUCACUGAGGUAUGUAUAUUGAUGCUAUUUUGGAGCAAGAUUAUUUUUGUCAUAUUUGUGUUUUCUCACAUUCAUAUUCAAGCAGGGCUGGUGCUCAGAGGAGUGGGGGCGUCUGGUGGUUACUCGGCAAAAAGAAUCAUGGUCUGCAGCGGCCAUGGUGAAAAACUCAAUACUAAUGAAUUUGGUUGUUCUACAUUUAAUUGUAUAUUAUGCUCAUUGUACUUGAGCUCUGUAACUUUUCAUUGUCACUUGUGUAGAUUAUAAAACUAUAUUUGUAUAAUUAAUUUUUGUAGAUAGAACAAAAAGGGAUAUUUUAGCUUAUAAUGAAAAUGCAGUGAAACUAAACAUAAAAAGUAAGACCAUGCUUGUGUUGUAACCAGAUUCUGUGUAGAGGUUUGAAUAUGAAUAAAAAGCUUUGAAUUGGGCAUAUUUUUGCAAACUGAUUUGUACCAUAUCACUUCUUAAUUACCAGAUUCUAACUGUUUCAAUCAUUCAGCGAUUGGAUGAGUUUGACAUCAAUGGUGAGAGGUACAAUGCCAUGUUGAAAGACACUUGCCUUCUUCUUAAAUGUGGAUGGUAACUUUCCUCAGUACUAUUUAAGACUUCAGAGAUGAUCACUUAUCAUUAAACCAAGAACAUCUUAUUGGUAUCCAUACAUUAGCCUAAACUAAGGCAACAGUGAUGAGGUCGUGAACAGCAAACAUCAAAAAGUUCACAGGGAAUCUGGGGAAAGGUAGGCAGACUGUAGAGAACUUAGUAAAGAGCUUUUGAAAAGUAAAUGAAACUAAUUUUGUUGGUUCAAUCCUGAAUCCCCGGAAUAAAUUAUCUUAUAAUCCAAAAAUUCAAUGUGUUUAGAGAAAUUUUGGCUAAACUACGAGGGCGAUACUGACUUCAGAUUUUCAAAGAAAGAGUGGCACCGACUGCUCACUGUCAACUUUAAUUAUUAUGAAUGUUAUGACAUGAAGUUAUGGAAACGUGUGGUGUUUUGCAAUAUUUACAUCCCAUUUCUAUAUACAGAAAAUUUAGAUUAGCUAUGGAGUUACAUAACGAAACUAAGGUUGUGGUGGUCUAUGAUUGCUACACAAGGAGCAUAUCAUAUAACUAGUCUUUUAGAGGGGUACAAUGUUUCAAAAACAAGAAGGUUUUUACAACAAGAUGCUGUUCUGAAAGUAUACGUGGCUUCAACCGUCACGAUUGCAAGGUGAACACGUUGAGAUCGAGAAAUUAAUUUGAAUAGCUAGCCUUAGCAGCAAGUUUUUUGCCUAGUCCAUUAAAGUAAAAGGAGAAUAAGAAAGUAAAUGUUUUGAACGAUUGAUGAGGUUGGUGCUGGAAGAUAAGUAAAAGGAGAAUAAGAAAGUAAAUGUUUUGAACGAUUGAUGAGGUUGGUGCUGGAAGAUUAGCCAAGGCCUCUAGUUUAAUUCCGUUUUUUGUUUAAUUUCAUCCUUUUCUGAAAGGACUGCGAAGACUAUUUAGUAAAGCUCUUGUCACAACUUCUUCUAGCUGAGUCAAUGGAUAACACUCAUACAGACGUGAUUGAGAUAGAAGAAUAUGUUCUGGUUCUUGCUGAACUUCCACUUUCGAUCAGGUCCCUGACACUGUUGCCAUUUUUCUGGACCUUUGCUCCUGAAAUUAAAUUGAGAGCAUGGAUUAUUGGAUGAAAAUUAUGCCGGGCCUGAUCUGUUGAUGAAAAGCAUGCAUUUGCACUUCAGGAAAUUUGGUCUCUCUGAAGAGGACAACCUUCAGAUUCUAAUCCAACUUCGCAUCAAGCUUGGACAUUUCUUCCAACAAGAAAUUGAAUGAUCGUUUUUGUCCAUCUUCCAAAUGUCUACUAAUUCCAGACAUCUUUGCGGUUAACUGAUUUUUUGUUUUCAAUCAUUAGUUUAAAGAUUCAUGAUAUUUGCUUCUACAUCAAUAUGUAGGGUAGAUGACCUCCCUUUCUAGUGUUUAAAGUUUGCAAUUUUUCCUUCAGAUUCUUUGAAACAUUUUGUUCAAUUGAUAAAGAAGUGCAAAAAGGAAAAAGAAAGUUACAGGCAAAAAAUUUAGGCAUACAACUCCAUUGCAGCUGAUUACCAGAUGCCAAUCGCCAAAGAAAAAGAAGUUGCCUGUGGGGAAAUACUUUGGCAUGAAAACUCGCUUCUGUUAGGUUAGUUUGAAGCUCAUUAAUCUUAAAAAUAACUAGUUAUAUUUUUUCGAUCUUAUUAUCUCACCUCUGUUGUUGCUGUAUUGAGAAAUAGUUGGUAGUAUUUUAUCUAUAUUCUUUUUGUCUGGUUUAGAUGAGACAAUGAAUUCAAAGAGAGCUGUGGUGGAGAAGAUGCUUCUCACAACCAGAUUGAAAAAAUAAUUUUCCUAGCUUCUUUGUGAAAUUAAGGACAAUGUUAAAUAUUAUAGGUCCUGUGUAUUGCCUAAACUAGCGUAUAGAAAAAAAGAAAUCCUUGAAAAAUUAAAUGAUAUGAUGGGUAGGUUUUCUGACUAUUUCGUGAACUACUCUAAUGAUAGAAACAUUCUUAAGGGUUCAAGGCUUUGUGAAUUUGUAACUGAUAAACUUACUUAUUGCGGUAUUUUUUAAAUUUCUUAUAGAAACAGUAAUUUUCAUCUAUGUCCUAUUUUUUACAGCGAGAGAGGGCAUUGCAGCACAUUCACCACCAAGGGAAAUACCACUUAGGGAUCUGUCGGUAAGUAGUAUCUUUUCUGUCAGGAAUAGAUUAUCUUUUCAUUGGGCUUUUACAUAUUUACUGUCUUUCUGAACUAUUAUUUGUUAAGAUCAAUGUAAGUUACUUGUACCAGGAAAAUUUUUUCUAUAAUAAUAAUAAUAAUAAUAAUAAUUGUACUGCACGCAUUUUAGUAUAUUAUUUGUUACCUUGAUAAUAGAGGUUUAUUUUAGCAUUUUGAUUGUUCUAUCUAAAGAUCUUUUGUUAAUCUACAAAAACCAUUGAAUCAAACACAACUGAGUGGAUAUCUUUGGAGAUAACUUUAUAAAAAGCUAUCAAAUAUCUGUUCCUUUUACGACUGACAAUGUUUAUAGAUCUUGACUCAAUUUUGGCUAAUUUUCUUAUAUCAACAGAUAAAGACUGGAUAUCAUGCCAAAUUAAGCAGUUCUUCUGUUGCCCAAGGAGCUCUUGCUGUCAUCGAGAAGAGAAUGCACUUCCCACAUGUACAAAUUCACCUUGCUGCCAACACCUACAGAAAGCUUGUCGAUAAUGAGCCUGAAGACCAAUCCUCCUUGGAAAAUAAUUUGUACCAAGCCUUUGAGGAAUUGAACAAUGAAGAUGAGACUGAAGGCCUAUCUUUCGAAGAAACUGAAGUUUUUUACACAGGCUGAUAACACUGGUUGUCGGAUGAUGUGUACAUUGUUGAAAAAACAGAAGAGGAAAACUCUGAAAUAUUACUCUUGUCAAGUGAAAGUUUCAAUUCCUGUUUUGAAAUAAUGGAUGUUCUAAUACUUGUAUAUUUCGUUGCAUCAUCUUGGGAUUUUACUUCGUCUGUUCAGACUACAAGAUCCCUCACCUCCAUCGCAGAAUGGAAGUACUUCUGAGCGAAAUUUUGAAGCCGCUCUUGAGGGAGACCGAUUGCACACUUUCAUUUCUGACUUGGUUCUGCACUCUGGAACAGAGGCAGUCACAUAAUUGUGUUUAAAACUUGAGCUCCUCCAUUGAAUUGAAGGAAGAUGUGUACCUUGAGCAUGCUGAAGAUGACUGUCUUCUUGAAUUUCACUUUGAUUGUCUGCACUUCCUGAAAAAAAGAGAAGUGUGGUGAUUUCAACAAAUAAAGGCGAAUCUUCCUUGUUUCUUCUGCAUGGAAAGACUAUUUUAUUUGUGGACGCCCACAUCAAUCCAACAUUAAUGAAGUUGAUUCCAAAAGAUCUGGUCCGAUAUUGAUGAAGUUCGUGGAAUCACCACCAAUGUGAAAUGUUCAUUGGCUGUCAUGUGGUAUUAAUAAGCAAACUGUACAAUGUAUCACAGACAUUCAUUUCCUAUAAACUUUUUGACUUUGCAAAGACCAGCACAAAAUUUGAAUGUACAACAGUCCUUGCGACAGGAGAUUCAAAUGGUUGCCUUCAUUUUUCCGAUGUGCCAUGUUUGACAUCAGAGAAAAGUUUUGUGAACAAGAAAGACAAAGAAUGGCUAGAGGCUUAAAACUCUUUUCUGGCCAAACCCCUGAUUCUGGUACAAAUUUGUACCAGUGAAAACUUUGGUCAGCGGUUGCGGGUUAGGCCUCAAAUCUAAAGGGAGGUUUUAUCAAAAUGUUCAGCGUGCUUUGCUCUUUCAAAUGAUACCAAGUUUUUAUCGAUCCAGAUUGCGAAUUAUUUUUACUGUUGAAUCAAAAAAUCCGAAUUUUCUCAAGGAAUAUCAGCUGACUGUUUAUCCUGACUCAGAUGUUGUCAGUAGGCCGCAACCAAACAACAACAAAGACAGCUCUGAUGAAGAUAGCGAGGAUGAGAUUUCAGUUUCUUCCAAAAAGAAGCCUCCUUUGAAAAAAACAACAACGGCUCAUAGCGAGAAGAAAAACUUCAUCUCCAGUUAGGCAAGCAGCCUCAAGCUCAAUAACAUUAGCUAAUUCAGACUGAAAAGAAGGCUAUCCAACUGAAGCUAACUAUGUUCCAGAAAUAAAAUUCAUGCCAAAUAGAGGGCCGGGUAUACAAAUUAAUGCAAGGACCUGUGCAGGAAGAUUAUCCAUGCUUGCAAAUGAACUUUCCUUCUUCAUGUUAUUUUCUACAGAAGAAUUGAUUGGAAUGCUGUGUUCAUUUACCAACAAAUAUGCAUCAGCCCACAUUGCAGCAAACAGGUCUUAUCAAAAUUUUGAAUUUGGGUGGUCAGAGGUCUCUGUUGGGGAAUUCAAAAAUUUUAUGGCUUGUCUAGUUUUCAUGGGUCUGGUUGACCUAAAAAGACAGGAUUUAUACUGGUCAUCUGCCACAUUAUAUUCUGGUUCCUGGGCUAAAAGACUAGUUCCUUCUAGGAAGAGAUUUAGAGCCAUUAUGGCUUUCUUUCAUGGAAAUGAUCCAGCUGAAGAGAAUGAAAUGACAAGCUUAGACAAAUUCGAUACAUCUAUGAAGAUAUCCAGAAUAAAUGCAGAUAAUUGUUUCAGGGUGAUAGAGAAGUGGCUAUUGAUGAAAGAAUGGUGAAAUAAAAAAAUAGGUCAGGCAUCCGGCAAUACAUCAAGACAACCAACAAAAUGGGGCAUCAAAUUUUUGUACUCGCAUAUUCAAAAACCAGCUACACUUAUGCAUUUGACGUAUAUCUUGGAAAACGCGGUACAAAACCAUCUGCAAUGGGCAUUGGUUAUGAUGUAGUUGUUGGGCUGAUGGCUGAUCUAACAGGGCAAGGCUAUAGAGUGUAUACAGAUAACUUCUAUACCUCUAUUCCCUUGCUCUGUGAGUUAAAAAAUAGAGGAAUUCUAGGCUGUGGGGUAACUGCAGGAAAUAGAAAAAAAUUCUUCCCAAAAGUAUUGAAGGACCGGUCAAAGAAGGCACAAAGAGGACACCAGAGAUGAAUAAGAGAAGAAAAUGAUACAGCAGUGGCAGAACAAUGCCUUAGUGACUCUGUUGUCAACCAUUCAUUCAGGCUCUGAGACAUCCACUUGCAAAAGAAGACAGAAAGAUUCCAAGACUGGUGUAUUUGAAGUAAAAGAAUUUCUCCAGCCAAAGGCAAUAGAGGAUUACAACAAAAAUAUGAAAGGUGUUGACAAAUCAGAUCAACUCAUUGGUUCUUACAAUGUUUUAAGAAAUGUUAAAAAAUAUUGGAAAGUUUUCUUUCUUCAUUUGCUGAAUAUUGCAAUAGUCAACUCAUAUAUCCUGUUUGAAAAAUUUUGUAAAUCUCACCCUGAGAGAUCCCACUUACAAAGAAAUAAGGACUGUGACCAAUUAAGCUACAGAGAGGCAGUCAUAAGACAACUGGCUGAAAUAGAAAGUGGUGAAGCCCCUCCAGCAGCUGUAAGGAAUGUUUCUAUGUUUGCAUCUGGAGUUGCCCACCUUCUGGUAUUCAGCAAAAGUUGUGGUCGUUGCAGAGUGUGUCCACAUUAUGGUGACAAACAAGGCAGAUCAGAAAUAACAAGCAGUGGUUGUGAGGUACAUCUAUGUGUAAAGAAGAAAAGAAACUGUUUUGCAAUUUAACAUUCAAAGGGGUACAAGGACCCAGAUGAAGUUUUAUGUAUAUUUUAUGGACGUUCAUAAUUUUUCUUCUGUUUUGUUUAGUUAUAUUUUUACUUUAAUGUAUACUUUAAUUGAAGUCACAAGUAAAAAUUUAAAGGGUGCACAAAUAUAUCAGUUCAUUAAAUUGAUUAUAGGGCUUUUUUAAUCUAUAAAUCACAUAUCUGUUAUUUCUUAACAUAAAACCCCCAUAUUUCCCCUGCCAAUAUCCCCCCUAAAAAUCAAAUUAUCUGCUAAAAUAUGAUAUAAUUUGAAAAACAUAAGUAUAUUGAAGUAUAAAAUUGAAUUAAAAGUCAUGCAGCCUAGACCUUGAUGAACUGGGAGGCCAAGAGAAAAAAUUAAUUUUGAAUAAAAAGAACAAAAGAAGUAAUUUUGGGGGGCUUGUUCAAUUUUUCUCUCUCAAGCGCAAAUUUUUUGUUUAAUGCCCGAUUUUAAAAUUCAAAUUAUUUUCCAUUUUUCAAGCUUCAUAAACAUAUCCUGCAUGAAUAACCUGCACCUGCAUGUAUUUACAACCAGAGAUUUUUUUCACCCAGAAAAGAUAGUUUUUCGAAAAUGAUGCAUAUUUAAUUUUCUUGCCCUUUUCAUCCUUGACGAAUUGCGUCUGCUCUUACACGACCGUAACAGUGAACAUCAGUGGACGUGAGCUUCUCAUCGAUCUUCAAGUCUUUAAAAUGAACAUACAAAGUACCUGAAUGCAAAAGAAAUUGUACAAUUGUAGCUAUUUUAAGGGAAAGGAGGCAUUUUCUCUCAGUCGAAUUUAGCAAUUUAUUUAAUCAUUAACACAAACAUCAAUGCCGACAAGAAAAGAUUUUACACGUUUAUUUUUUUGUGGGUAGUGGUAAAAACGUCCAAAAUAGGACUAAAUCUAGCUGUGAGGCACGUUUGUUGUCAUAUUCUUGAAUUCUGACUGGCUAAUGGGGUAUGCAGAAUUUUGGUCGUUCAGCCAAUCAAAGAUUUGGAACCUAUGCUCUUUGGAGGUCAUUUGGAAACCAGGGGGAAUCCUAUUUCUUCUGAGCUUUAGUACUGCAUAUGUAAGGCUGUGGUCAGCAAUUCCAGUAUUAAUCUCUCCUGAUCUUAUUACUUGCUUUGUUCUGGAUGUUAUCAUUAGAUCUAACAGUGUUCUUGACCUCUCAGUGAUCCUUGUUGGCAGUUUUAUCAUAUUCUCCAUACUCAAUUCGCUUAGUACCAGAGAAGACAUUUACCUGCCAAGCAUUCCUCAGCUGAAUUGUUAUUGAAGCCUAGGUCCGAGUUAAAGUCACCCACUAUCAUUAUAUUCUUGCUAUUUCUCCAUACAUUCUGUCAAUAAUUUUCCAAGUUGGCAUAAAACUGUUGGUUGUCAAAAGGCCUGUAGAUAACACCAAUUAUAUUCCUUUGUGAGUGUAAUUUUAUGUCAACCAAUAUUGAUUCAAUGUUGUUCACGAUGUUUUUGACAAGGAAAGGAGCUACAUCCAGUGUUUCUUUAUAGCACAACAUAACUCUACCCCCUCCUCCUGUACUUCGAUCAUUUAUUUCCAUUUUGUAGCCAUCUAUCAUUAUCUCAAUAUCAGAAUUAUUUAUGUUAACUUUUCUUUCAGUUACACCAAGUAGGUCCAGACUGGUUAUUUCUAGCAUCAACUUCUCUUCAUCCAGUUUGUUUCUUAUUAGAAUCCCAUUUACAUCAAUAUGUGCUACACCGAGAUUUUCUUUUCUUUGACACAGCUUACUCUCUAGUAGCUGAUAGCAACAUUCUCCAUCCACUUUGCCAAUUCACGUUUCUUGUUGCUGUCAUGAUUGAUGUUGUUGUUGCUGGGCUAGGCAAGGGGACAUACCCAUGGUCUUGGCACUGACAGUUUUGCAUACAAUAAUAACAUCAAAAUGCUCCGUGAGUACAAACCAUCAGGUUCUUGCAUACUGAAAAAGGCUGUUUAACUGGACCUGGAUUUAAUUGGAUAUCGCCAGAAAGUAAGGCAAGCACGAGAAAUGAGUCUCGUUGUAUCUGAUAGCUGCAACAAGAUGUAGUUUUGCCAAAGUAGGAAACUUUGGAUUUGUAAAACUUUGUCCUUGUUCGGAUAGCGAGAGGAGCUGCAGCUCCUGGAUAGCAAUCUAGCAUGGACCUAUAUAGCUCUAAUCUAAAUCUCCAUAUAUCUUGUGCAUCGUGCCUCAAUCCAUUAAGAUUUUUGUUGUAGCUUCUUCCAUUAACAUUUGUUUGAGUGUUAAGAACUGUACAACACGAUAUCUAGUGUUAAUAGCGAUGCACAACUAGGAUUAUGAGCAUCCAAGUUGAAACACGCCUUGCUACCAUAACAAUUCAUUGAAUGUUAAAGCAAAGCUUUUGCAGAUGUGUGUUGGCGUUAUUGGCGCUGGCAUUUGAACUCAUGCUCUUGAAAAAUUUAAGAAAAUAUGAAAAUCUACGAGAGUUUUGCUAGAAUUCUGCACCUAAGAGACAGUCUGUUACCUACUUUCCUCACCUUUUUUUUAACUGGUGUGAAAUAAAGCAGCCUGUAUCCGAGCGAAAUGAAUCAUGUGCAAGUAUGACAGUUUCACUCAACAGGCUAAUGCAGGGAUUCUAUAAAAAUCACACAAAACAGUAAAAAGUUUGCGAAAUUCUCAUUGUUGAGAGUCUCGAGAAAAGUUGAGAUUUUUUUGUUCUUCAGAAAGUGGUCACUUUUUCUUGAAUUUUUCUUUGCGUGCUUAUUUCAGCAAGAUCAAUGGAACAAACGAGCUCUUUACAUUAUACUGAUAAGAAACUAUUCAUAAAAAAUUAUACCCCUAGCCCUAAACUAGUUCCAAAUGCAGCAAGGUGCCACCACAACUUCCCGCACUCCCAUUUGACCAGUUUUGCUCAUAGAUCAUCAUCUGCUUGAAGCUGGUCAACGAUAUGAAUGCUUUCCUACUCGAUGACUGCUGCCUUUCUCUUCUGUCUUGUUUGGUUUCAGGCUUUUGUACAUUAUCAUUUGGUGCAUUGGCCUCUUUCAGUUCUGGAGAAAGCUCUAGGUGGGGGGGGGGGGAGUUUUUGUAUCGGGCAUUCUAUGAAAUGGCCAUUGAAGCUUAACACGGCACUGCAGGUUACAUUAUUGUGUCCCCUAAUAAAAUCCAUAAUACAAGGGAGUUUCUAAUCCAUUUGAUUUCGAACAUUUUCCUCUUGAGCAGUGACAGCAUCUUCAAUGUUGAUUUUCGGUCUCCAGUGGGUCUUACAUUGAACCGUAUAAUCCUCCCAGAGAUUGGUUAGGUGUUCGUUAUUCCAACGAUGCAAAUAAUGACUCAAAACCCACACUGCAUAUUGUUCCUGCUCUUCACAACAUCUGCCAUUACGUCAUAGUUGACAUAUUCUUAGAGAUAGCAUUCUGGUAAGCUGAGCAAUUUCUCCAAAUUACACGUUGAGCAGGAGCUUCUCUAUCACUUAAAAUGAAUAAAGAUAACUGAAAGGCUGUGAGUUCAACACUAAGUCUGCAAGAGUUUUCUUCCACCGUUAUGCGUGACAUUCGCAUAGCUUUGACAGAUGAUGAGGAUCGUCAAAUGGCUGUCUCUUGGUAGUAGAACAGGAUUCUUAGCUUGCACCUCUGGAUUUGAUAUAUUUGGUCACACCGCAACUUAGUUCCAUCCAUUUCCUUGAAUAUGUCAAGCUGAGAUUCUAUUUUCUUUAGGUAGGCUUUGUCAAAAGUCAUGUGCGCUGACUGAAUUAGAAUUUUCUCUGCAUUUUAAAUUUUCUUGGCUGAAAAUUCAUCUAUCCUUCAAUCAACUUUAUUUCUGAUGUUGCAGAUGAACUUGGUACCUUAGCUGUUAUUUGUAGCACCUUGGCGUAAGAGUUGUGUUUUUCAACAUCAGUUGUUUCAGAAAGAUUGGGAGUAUUCUUCGCAGAGGUACUGAUAAGUGCUGUCGUCGGUAUAGCAUCAUGUAAAGACAUCAGCUCAUUUUUUGAAAAAGAACAGGAGCUUGCCAUCAGAACUACUCCUAAAUUCAAUCCAAAACACAUCAGCCCCCCUCAGUUUGCCAAGAUGAAAGUGAAGCUUGUUACCCAGGUCUUCAGCCACUCUGUUGCUGCUGAGAUUUUUACUUGUGUUGCACUGAAUAGCUUAUCAUCUUCUGCCACAGGCACUGCAGACCUUUUAACACAGUUUGAUAAGCUUUUUGACACAUGUAAUUCUUUGAGUUUUAAGGAUAGCAAAAUAUGCCGACAUCCAAUAACAUUUUCAUCUCCACACCUGGAAAAAAUGGCAGAGGGGGUGAGAUUCAUAAAAUCCAUCAGGGUAGUUAAUGGAGCAAAAGGUGAAAACCGUACACAUUAUCUAAAGUGUCUAAAAGGAUGGUGUAUUUCAUUGAAUGCAAUUUCAGAACUUUGGUCAAGAUUGCAUGGCAAUUUCAAUAUAAGUUUUUUGGUAUCUAGGCAAUUAAACCAGGGUCCAUUGGCAUUGGAAAACUUUUUUGGGUCAAUUGGGCAGCAGGGGGGAAUUUCAGAUAACCCAACUCCCAUUCAGUUCAAGAGAGCAUACAGGUUCAAACCUUCUGCUUUUCCAGCAAGGACUAAAGAGUGGGCAAUCUUUGAAUGAAAUUGCAACAGCGUCAACACAUCCUUCCUUUUUCCUUUCUUUGAUCACAAUGUCUGCGAUACAGCAGCCAAGCAUUCACAAUGCAUAUACCAAUAAGAUAAUGCACAAUGUGCAUGUACCACUUGCGGGUUCCAAGCCUGAUCCUGUAUAAUGCUAACAGCAUAUCACAAAGGUCAACUCCUCCCAUAUGUUGGUUAUACUGAGCAACAAUUUUUGGGCAAGGGACAUCAAUUUUUUCUUUUCUUAUUCUACUCCAUCGCUUCACAAGAUCUCCAAGCUCAAUUCCUUUGAAUGAUUAGAUCAGGGUCAAAACACGGACUGCCAACGAACAAGGACUGUGUUCGAGUUGGCAUCCACAUAAGAAUCAUAUGCUCCGCGACUUUGUUUUUCCAGCUCUUUUUUGCUCUUCAGAAUAGCUUGUGCACGAAGUAGCCUAUUUGCACAAAAUGUUCCAUUAGCCCAGAUUCCCUCUUUCUCUAAGUUAGUUACCAGCUCAAUACUGCUAAACAAAUCGACUUUAUGGCCGACAUUUCUUGGUAGGUGAUCCAAGUUGGUCAACUUUACUAAAUUCUUGGAUCUAGUUGCUUCCGUGUGUAAAUCUCAAGGUCAUAUAUACUAUUAUGACUAGUUAUAUUACUGAAAUGCAGGAAUCUUUUCAAAUUCUCAAAUCUGGUCAGUCUGGUUGUAUCAGCAAUGAGAGGAAUUCGUGUUUCUGAUGACCAAUACAUUCUAUAUUGAAGGUAGUUUAUUACUCCCAUCAUGAUCAGAUUUCCUAAAAACUGCUCAAUUUCUUUUUCGUCUGUCUGGAGCGAUCUUCCUAUACAUUGAACAGAAUAAAGAUUUGUUUGUUCAGCUACAUGGCUUAUCAACUUUCUUUCAAGCAAUGAAUAUAAAUAUUUAAGCUGCUUUUUAAGCUGCUUCUCGACACCUUGUCUUGUUAGACUACUUUUAUAAAUGCUUCUGGCUUUGAACGGCAUUCUGCAGAGAAAGCGUACAACAAACUAUCACCUCAGUUACAAUUAAGCAAUCCAAAACAUGAAAAAUAGCACCAAUGUCACUGUAAAAACCCCUAACAAUGCAACAUUGGAGAUAAAUUACUUAGAAACUCCAAAAAAUAAGCUCAAAACCCCUCUAAAAUCUUUGUAAAUCAAUUUUGAAACGUGGGCCUAAAUGCAUUCUCUUUGAAAAUAUACACUUACCUUCAAAAUUUUGUACAUAUUGAAAUAUGAUGUUAUGCGCUCUGCCAAAAACAUCAAUCGGUCAUCUUUGAAAAUCAAUUGCUUUUGACCACAUUGUAAUUCCAGAAUGAGAAAGAGGCUGUUAUAUAAGCAUUCUAUUUGAAUAACUAUGGAUUGGAGGAAUUGAUUUUACUGUCCCACAACAACGUUUAGAAAUAAAGGGUUAAGUAAUCUAUCUAACUCUUGCAGCGAGUCCUUACUUUAGCUCCUCUGAUUAUUCCGGUCUUCCCAAAGAUUAGGUCUCCAAUUUGUCUUAUUUUCCAUUGGUUGUGCUUCAAAUUUUCUACUUUGAUCAAAACAAUGUCUCCUUGUUGAAUGUAUACUUCCGCUGUAACUCUAUGGUUGUGAUAUUCCCUAAAGCCUGGUUUUCAUAUAACUUUUACCUACUGGUGAUCUACCUGCGACCCACCAACGACCUCCUUGCCACAGAGAGGUUUCAGCAAGAGUUGGAAUCGAUUAAUUCAAAUCACAGACAUGAUUUAAAAAAAUAAUGACAAAAUCUUCCAAAUACAUCAAAGGAAUGAAGGGAAAGUCUGGAUAUGGCCGCAGUGUAGCCUGAGAUUGGAGAUGAUAUGAAGCAUUUAAAGUGGCUUUACUAAAGUUAUGGAACAAUUAAAGCAGCCUUACCAAUAUUGACAACAUUUAUGCAAUAAAAGUUUCUUAUUUGUGUAUUUGAAAAAGACAUAUAAAAAGUAUAUAGUUUUGUAAGGUUAUUCACAACAACACUUUUUAACAUUUCUCAGGAAAUUUUAUUACAGGUGGACAGCUAUGCCUAAAAGAUUUUUAAACUUUGGGGGUUUUAACCUUUUCCUGCCUGAAUUUUGCACGCCAAAAUCUCACCGUGGGACUGGCCGUUUUCAGGCCUAUGCAGCAGUAGCAUAGUACUGAAAAUAAAAUACGUGCACAGUAGAAAUUAUUUUAAUUUAACUACCAAAAAACUUUUUCAUUUGUUUUGCAAUAUCUCAAAGUGUCAUACUUUCAAAAAUUUUCUGCAAAAUAACCUUCGAUAUUUUCUUCAAGCG
Rhopilema esculentum is the source of this 31591-nucleotide messenger RNA. The record is from RefSeq and is a predicted model, not a curated record. NCBI's taxonomy places the organism in Eukaryota, Metazoa, Cnidaria, Scyphozoa, Rhizostomeae, Rhizostomatidae.